AUGGGCGUCAUUGCUGAGGAUCUCAACGCUACCGUCGCCCGUGUGCGCAUUGCUCUGAUUCAGUCGCAAGUCCGUGAUCAAGCAACCUCCCCCGUCAGGAGAGCCCGCAGAAGAUCGACUACUACCGCUGUGUACGCUGGAUCCAAGGACGGAGUGCCAGUUUUCUCCAAGCAGAAGGUUGUCAGAGUGAUCUAA
Molecule: messenger RNA, 195 nt
Organism: Podospora bellae-mahoneyi
Lineage: Eukaryota; Fungi; Ascomycota; Sordariomycetes; Sordariales; Podosporaceae
Exons: 2
Coding region: 1-195 (64 amino acids)
Source: RefSeq, a predicted model, not a curated record